AUGUGCAGGCUUAAAAAUUGGCAUAGUAUCUUUGCGUUUGGGGCGUGGAGCUCAUGGCAGGCUCGAAACGAGAGGAUUUUUUGUGGUCGGAGUCUCGGUAGCGAGCCUCGCUACUUAGAUGUGCUCCGUCGUGUAGAAGUAUACGAGAAGGCGGCAACGACUUAUGUGAAGGGAGGGGGGUCUAGUGGGGUGAAUCGCACGAUCUGGGUUGGCGACCUCUGUGGCUGGAUGGAUGAGGAUUAUCUCCGUAAUUGCUUUGCUUCGACUGGAGAGGUUUACUCCAUAAAGGUGAUCCGCAACAAGCAGACGGGUAUUCCUGAAGGGUAUGGGUUUGUGGAGUUCUUGUCCCACUCGGCAGCCGAGAAGGUCCUCCAGACCUACUCUGGCCUGGCCAUGCCCAACACAGAUCAGCUCUUCCGCCUCAACUGGGCUGCCUUCAGCGCGGGCGACAAGCGCUCGAACAACACCACCAACACCACCAACAGCUCAGAUCUGUCCAUCUUUGUGGGCGACCUGGCUGUCGAAGUCACGGAUGCUCUCCUCCAUGAGACCUUUGCUAGCAAGUACCCGUCUGUCAAGGCUGCCAAGGUUGUGAUUGACGCCAGUACGGGCCGCUCCAAGGGUUAUGGUUUUGUGAGGUUUGGAGAUGACACUGAGAGGACACAGGCUAUGACCGAGAUGAAUGGUGUUUAUUGUGUGUCAAGGAAGAUGCGCAUUGGGGCUGCCACACCCAGGAAGUCAUUUGGCAACCAACAGCACUACUCGCCACAAGGUGGAUACUCAAAUGGUUUCUCGGCCCAGGGUUCUCAGUCUGAUGGAGAUUCUGUGAAUGCAACAAUUUUUGUUGGGGGACUUGACCCUAACGUUACUGAUGAGGAUCUGAGGCAGCCAUUUUCGCAGUAUGGCGAAAUAGUGUCGGUCAAAAUACCAGCUGGAAAAGGAUGUGGUUUCGUUCAAUUUGCAAACAGGAUUGAUGCCGAAGAGGCCUUGCAGCAGUUAAGUGGUACAACAAUAGGGAAGCAAACUGUCCGUCUAUCUUGGGGACGUAACCCGGCUAACAAACAGGCAAAUAUUAUUUUCCCCAUUAUCUUAAUUUCUUGGAGAUCUCAUUUUGGACACCCAUGGACUGGCGCCUUCUAUGGCCUGCCUUUCUUUGACAGCUAUGGAUACAAUGUGCCGCCUCCCCAUGACCCAAGCGUGUAUACAAAGGCAUACGGCCCAUACCCUAUAUACGGGACACACCAACAGCAAGUAAGCUGA
Molecule: messenger RNA, 1260 nt
Organism: Striga hermonthica
Lineage: Eukaryota; Viridiplantae; Streptophyta; Magnoliopsida; Lamiales; Orobanchaceae
Source: the annotation of a GenBank genome assembly